Messenger RNA from Cantharellus anzutake, 360 nucleotides. RefSeq lists its product as uncharacterized. Lineage: Eukaryota; Fungi; Basidiomycota; Agaricomycetes; Cantharellales; Hydnaceae. The record is from RefSeq and is a predicted model, not a curated record. The transcript has a single exon. The annotation marks the transcript as partial.
UGGUUGCGUGGGUCCCCUGGUACCGGGAAGACGGCAAUUUGUAUGAGCGUUGCAUCCACCCUCAACGGUCAGGGUACCCUGGCGGCGUCGUUCUUCUGGGAUAAGAACCAAGCGGCGACGGGCCUCGAUUCCAUUGAACACUUUCCUUCCACUCUCGCGCGCCAAUUCGCGGUCUUUAACGAGGACUUCAAGAUGUCGCUUGUCAAACACCUUCGACAUCCAUCUUUAGACUUUGUCACGAGCCUUCCUCUAGAUGACCAAAUGAACUGCUUGAUCAUCAAACCAAUGUACGAUAUGAUAGAGAUGCUGCCCUCUGGAACGGACCGCUUCGUCGUUGUGCUAGACGGUUUAGAUGAGUGC